Haplochromis burtoni (Burton's mouthbrooder) is the source of this 4719-nucleotide messenger RNA. RefSeq names its product prostate androgen-regulated mucin-like protein 1 (gene parm1). Gene Ontology annotation, cellular component: plasma membrane; Golgi apparatus; late endosome. The record is from RefSeq and is a predicted model, not a curated record. Bases 118 to 942 code for a protein of 274 amino acids. The transcript has 4 exons. Lineage: Eukaryota; Metazoa; Chordata; Actinopteri; Cichliformes; Cichlidae.
UAAUUAGUCACCUACAGUCACAAGCAGCCGUACACACUACAGCUUUCUACAGGGAGCAGAGAGCACAAAGCUACAGCCACAAAAGUGUUUGUGAAGACAUACAGCUAAAGGAAAACUAUGACGAGGGUCAGUCGUCAAACUCUGAUAACAUGUCUGCUGUUAUUCUGUGCAGUAACAAAACAGAUAGUAACCUCCACAGCACCACCUUCAACUUCUGCAAGCCUUAACGAGACAUCAACAGCAGGUGUCACUGAAAACACCAGCACCACUGACCUCACCCAAAGCACCAACACAGCCAUUACUCCCACAAGCACCACCACCCAAACAUACAGCACCACUGACCUCGCCCAAAGCACCAGCACAGCCAUUACUCCCACGAGCGCCACCCAAACAAACAGCACCACUGACCUCGCCCAAAGCACCAGCACAGCCAUUACUCCCACAAACGCCACCCAAACAAACAGCACAACUGACAUCGCCCAAAGCACCAGCACAGCCAUUACUCCCACAAACGCCACCCAAACAAACAGCACCACCGACAUCGCCCAAAGCACCAGCACAGCCAUUACUCCCACGAGCGCUACCCAAACAUACAGCACCACCGACAUUGCCCAAAGCACCAACACAACGAUCACCUUAAGCACUUUAAAUGCAAGUAUUCAAACAAUCCCAGAAACUACUACCACUCCUGGAUUCACCACCCCUCCAAGAGCCACCACGAAGGGUACCACUGUGGGGCAAGAUGAACACAAGCCCAAAGGUCUAAGCUCAGGAAGUAUUGCAGCCAUCGUUUCUUUAUUCAUUGUAUUGGUUCUCGUUGUGUUGGGAGGGCUCUACUACUACAAGAUCAGACGGACAAACUACGGUCGUCUCCUGGACAGCCAAGAUUACGGCAUGACAGGAAACUUCAACAACCCAAUGUAUGACCCCUAUGAUGCUUGACCUCUGAUCCCAGAGAAAUCCAAAGUCCUGCAGGCAGAGCCAGUCUGAUCAGAAUGUGCUAACAGUAUGUGAAUGAUGACUUCAUGAUGGUCAGAUUUUUCAAGUGUUAGCUAGACAUCGAGCCAGUCACGCCACUGCUCGAAUGCACUGAAUUUCUCGAACUGCUAUUGUAUUUCCAGUGUGACAAAAAAGUAUUUAUUUCAAAUAAUAGCAGCUACUAGCAUUUUCUCAGGUACCUUUUCAAAGAGCUUUAGCUUCAUGAACUCUCAUAUAUGAUCACAUUUCUAAGAGUGGAAAGUCCCAGGUUAUCUAGUGUGUUUGUACAGGUGUUAUGACUUUUCUCAGUGAAGAUCAGCUCCAGUGUAACAUUACAAGAGACACUGAAAAAACACGGACGGUAGCAAAUAAUAAAGAGCCAGCAGAGAAACCUUUCCAAUAUGCCAAUGAAGUGAUGAGAAAAGCUUUUGAUCAUUAUACAAUUUUCAUAAUAAUUUUGAUUUAUAGAAAAGUGAGAUAUAUCGCAAAUCUAAGAUGGAGACACGUUUUAACAACUCCAGGUGUCCAUGUUAAGUGAAGUAAAUAUAGUCAUUUAGAUCAAAUGUUUUAGCUUUAUUAGUUUUUCUUAUUGUGUGUGUAAAAGUGUCAAACUGAAUGAUGUAAAGGAAGAGAGUGACCAGCCUUUGAAAGGAGGGUAUUUAAUUCUUUAAUUGUAUUCAAAAAGCUAAAAGAUGCAUUUUUUGUAUUAAACAUCUUGUGUGCCCUCAGUAAAACACAUAAUAAGGUGUUACCUCUCUCUCAAACCUGAUCAGCUGCAUCUGCCAUUUUUGAGUGACAUUCUGUGUUGAGAUGUGGUUUGUUUUCAUAUUUCUGGGAUAUUUCUGUCGUCAGCCAGGCUGCUGUUUUGACUGUUUGUAUAUUUUAAUGAGCUCGAUAGAUGUGUGUUUGUGAAUAAAUUGGUGAAUAAAGGUGAUUAAAGUCAGUGUUAUCACCAUUAUGGCAACAGCAAUCUGAGUGAUGUUGUGGAAAAUGUAGAAGCUAAACCCAGCGCACUUUAAUGCUUCAGACUUUUCAGCUGUGGAGUAUACAGAAGAAGUACUGCAGCUAUCUAAACACAAAAGCAUGAUGGCAGUAAUUAUCUGAAACCAAUAAAAUGGCACGACAACACAGCAUGUGUAGCACACGCACACAAAUGCUGACAUUCGGUGUGAUGUCUUCAUCUCUUUGCCCAGCAGACUGCAGAGCAUUUAUUAGUGGAAGCUUUAAUAAUAGUCCUGCCAUCAUUGCCAUCCCAUCCAAACUGCUUCCAUGCUUCCUCUUUCUCUCAUGGUUUCGCAUGAAAUCCUCCUCCCACACCCACACACAGCUUGUCUGUGUCAUUUCGUUAGUCUAUCUUCUUCUUUAAUAAUUUCCACAGAAGCUCUGAAAAGGUCAAAUUCUGUCCAUUAUAAAUGUUUAUUUCUGCUGUAAAUCUAGUUAUUUUAAGAGAGGAGUCUGUGGGGAUUGAUUCAAAUGGCCACUAGAGGAAAUGCAGUUUUGGGCAUCACAGCACUGACCGCAUUUUUUAGCCCCAGAGAUUGCCUCUUCGCUCAAAAUAGAGUACUUGCGACUAUUCUGUUUCCUUUGCUACAUGACACCCAUUUUCCCGAAAUGCUGUACAGGGCUGUCUAGAGGAAAGACUGGAGGAAAUCUGGUGGAAAGAAGGCCUGUGAUUCACAAAUUCGAGUAAUGGAGCAUUUUGCAGGGAAAUCAUUCAGAUUUGACUUUAAACAAUUCUAAUCUAAAGCUGCAAAGUUACAAGUAGUUGCAGAUGAAGGAAUAUUUCUUCCCAACCCAAUAAAUAAAGCAACAUAAAAUGGAAUUCUUGAGUACAUGAAGUAUUUUUUAACGUUUUUUCUUUAAAUGUGAAACUAAUAAUAGAACAGGACGAGAGAAGGGAAAACAGUGUAUGCAAAAUAAACAAAAGACAGGUUAGUUGAAUGUGUGUGAUGUGUGAUUUGUAACUGGAUUGGCUACAUAUGUGUGUGAUAAAGAAAAAUGAAUUCAAAUGAAUAAUAAUUUUAACUUUAAUCAUCAUUAUUAUUAUCAUCCUCCUCCAUUGUUGUGAUCAUAACAACACCAACCUGAUCAUGUGUGUAUUAUCAUAUAAAUGGAUAUUUAUAUUUUGAAGUGAUAUAUUUAUGUAUGAGGUUCUAGAAAGUAUAUGAAAGUAAAGCUUAUAUAGAUAUUUUAUAUUGUAAAGAUAGAGGAAAAAGAAAAAACUGAAGUACAGCAUUUGAAAUGUAUUUUAUUAUACCACCUCUCUGUCAUCAUUGCCGGGCAGCAGCAGUAAUAAUAGAGGGAGCAGAGUCCUGUGCUGCACUGUUAUUAUCAGGCUCUAAAUACUCCAGGCAGUGUGUAUAUGUGUGUGUCCUUUAUAAUUACCAUUAUUUACAUUAGAAAUCAGAAACAUCUGGAUAAGAAGUAAGAACUACAACGACUUAAACUUACCAUUUGAAUAUGAGCCACAGUGUAUCACUCACACUAAUCAUUCAGACAUGUAAUUUGAGCAGUUCAGUGUCAGUACACAGCAAAUACUGAGCUGUUGAUUUGUCCUGGAUAUUAAGAUGGUUUAGGUUCAUUUACCGCCUUCAAUAAAGUGCCCGGCUCUGACAACAGGAAGUAACCCUUUGCUCUCUCACGCUUCAUUGCAACAGUUUGGAAACCACAGGCUGAUAAGCUGCAAAAUGAACAAUAACAGGGAGGCUAUGGAUAAAUUGAAACAGCGAUUACGUCUUUCCCUCCUAUUAAAUUCUGCAUUACAAAGUUUGACAAAUAAGAAUUAAAUGGGCGAAAUUUAAAGAUCGGAAUUUAAAAAAUCCUGUAACAAUAUUGAGCUUUGAACAAAAAAACCUGUUUAUUAUUUCUGACAUACUUGAGUCCUUAAAAGGACCAAAUCCAGAAUGAAAAGCAUGAGGAACAUGAACCUGCAGGCAUCAUUUUUGAGAAAAACAGUACAUUUUAACUUCAAAACCACCAAAAAGCUGCAUUCGCCCACUCACUCAUAAGAGAUGCGCUAACAACUAAGAACAGAAAACCACGGUUUGAACUUUAGUUUCAUUUAAGAGGAAAAACAGGAGGAGGUUUCAUUUUCGACCUAACUGGAGCACUUUUGCCUACUGAAGCUUCACUGCAUCUGGUUUCAGCAGUUUUAACUUCAGGACCAUGAGCUCAGUUUGGUGUCUGAAAAACAGGUGGGUGUAUAAAAAUGUGUUUCAUUCAGAUAAACUAAACUGUGGUGAUGCUAGAAAAGGAGCAAAUCAUGCAAAGUUUUAACUUUGUAUGAUUUUAAGAUUCUCUGUGUAAAGCUGACUUUGCUGAAUGGAAGUAUCCGUAUUAUCAUGUUUCGUCUCCAUAUAAUCUUUUAACACAAGAUAUACUCAAAUGUAGUGCGCAAGUUAUCUUUUGCAUGGAAUGUCCUGACUAUAAUAUGUGGCCAUGAGUGCACAUGUGCCCUAUAGUUGUUUGACCCCAUUUGCAAAGGCAAAUGAAAACCUCACAAAGACAACCUGUUUGUGUGUAAAUCAGUUUAUUUCAGUUAUCCAGGACAAACUAGAGCCAGACAAUGAUUAACACCCAGGUUUAACCUACAACAUUUGGUUAACUGUCGACAUUUAAAAAGGCAGAAGUGGAAAAUACCUUUGGGGAUUUUUCUAAUCUGGCUUUGGUUUGAUGUUAAAAGUUCAUGUGUUUUGACUAAACUCCAUUUACAAAGCUAUGCAGCGAAUCUGUGUUUUUCUA